AUGGGGAAAGGUUUCAAUAAUUACAUGUGUAAGAAGUUUUUUCACCCUGCGUCCAGGGACAACUUGAAAAGAGUAUGGAUGGCUGAACAAAAGACUGAUGCUUACAAAAAGAAACAGGAAGAGUUAAGAGUGCAGUAUGAGAAAGAACAAGAACUUCAUGAAAAUAAAGCCCUUCUGAGCAAGGACAGUAAAGACAAACUAAGUCUAAACUUUAUGUAUGAACCUCCACCGGGUGUUAAAAAAGAGAGAGAACGUGAAGAUAAUGAGCCCGAAUAUAAGUUUGAAUGGCAACGGAAAUACAACGCACCCAGAGAAAGCUAUUGUAAAGGUGAUAAUGAAAUCCGAGAUCAGCCAUUUGGAAUUCUAGUGAGGAAUGUAAGAUGUAUAAAAUGUCACAAGUGGGGCCACAUUAACACAGACAAGGAAUGUUCAAUGUAUUCUCUCUCAAUGAGUGAAGCUAGAGCAUUACAAGCAUCAGCAUCAGCUCCUGAAACUGAAGAAGAGAAACCAGAUGUACCGACCCUUAUGCAACAAAUGAGGGACACGGGACUUGUUAUGAAAGCAGCGGCAAUGCCACUUUCCGCUGGAAAGAUAGUUGAUAAUGACCCAUCAUUCAGUGAGACUGAUUUGAUCAGCCAGUUAACUAAGAAGCAGAAGAAAAAGUUGUUGAAGAAAUUGGAGAAGCUAGAAAAGAAAAAAGAAAAGAAGCAGAAACACAAAUCAAAGCACUAA
Danaus chrysippus (African queen) is the source of this 732-nucleotide messenger RNA. The record is from the annotation of a GenBank genome assembly. NCBI's taxonomy places the organism in Eukaryota, Metazoa, Arthropoda, Insecta, Lepidoptera, Nymphalidae.